Babesia bigemina is the source of this 570-nucleotide messenger RNA. Its product is annotated as 4-methyl-5(B-hydroxyethyl)-thiazol monophosphate biosynthesis enzyme, putative. Gene Ontology annotation, molecular function: protein deglycase activity. Gene Ontology annotation, cellular component: cytosol; nucleus. The transcript has 3 exons. The coding region runs from base 1 to 570 and encodes 189 amino acids. NCBI's taxonomy places the organism in Eukaryota, Apicomplexa, Aconoidasida, Piroplasmida, Babesiidae. Gene Ontology annotation, biological process: guanine deglycation, glyoxal removal; protein deglycation, glyoxal removal. The record is from RefSeq and is a predicted model, not a curated record.
AUGACAGGCACUGUAAUUAUGGCGCUCAUCGCCGUGGCCAACGGCUCGGAGGACAUCGAAUUUGUGACUGUGGUCGACGUUUUACGGCGCGCCGGAGUCAACGUUACCGUUGCAUCCGUCCACAAGGAAAAGGCAGUUACUCUGGCCCAUGGAACAAAGGUCACUGCCGACGCUCUGAUCGACGACGUUGCCAACAAAACCUUCGACCUUAUCGUCGUUCCGGGAGGAUUGCCGGGUUCCACGUACUGCGCCGAGUCCGCGACACUCAUUAAGAUGCUGAACGAACAAAAAAGUGCCAACAGGUACUACGGCGCUAUAUGCGCGGCACCUGCUGUCGUUCUCGCGGCGGGCGGAAUCCUAGACAAGGAAACCGCCGCCGUGGCCUACCCUGGAUUCGAGGAUGCGCUUCCCAAGGUUGGAACUGGCCGUGUGUGCGUGUCAAACAGAUGCGUCACGUCCAAGGGACCAGGGACUGCCAUGGAGUUCGCCCUCAAACUUGUGGAGGUGCUUUGCGGGUCGCAGAAGAUGAACCAGCUCAAGAAUGGGAUGCUUGUCCAGGCCGACCUAUGA